AUGAAGCCUCUCACCGUGCCCACACUGCGCUCACCUUAUAGACCGCGUUAUCGUGGUUGUCGUCGUAGUGUUCUUCUCGUUUUUUCGUUUCUGGCACUUCUGAGACAUGCAGAGUGCUCAACCCACUGCCCCCCCUCUCCAGUUGUCCCUCUUUUCCAAAUAGGUGUUCUCCCUUUCUCUCUCUUUUUUUUCGUUUUUCCUUCUCCUUUUCCUUCCUUUUAUUCGGCGCCUCUCCAUGCCGAAGCCGUCGCCGCUCCUCUGGAGAACGGCCGCCUCAAACCGACUAGGUCGUCUCUCUCCCAUGUCUCUGCCUGGACACCAACGGCACGAAACCCGUCGCUGUACCCUUCUUCUGUCCACCCCAGGCCUUCCCCAGUGCAAUUUGCUCGUGGGUCUCGCCACGCGUCUGUACUGCCCCACGCCGAUCUGACUACACCACAUGCGAACUCUGUCUCGUCUGUUUUUGUUGCUUCUCCGUCUACUUCCUUUUCCUGUCUUUCUCUCCAGAGCGGCCGUCGACCCUCAGCGUUCGUGCACCUCUCGAACGAGCAGGAACUGAAACGCAAUUUCCGCUCACGCCACCUCUCGCUUCCGCUGUCUCCCCGUGGUGCUUCUUUGUCUGUAACCUCCUCGGCCCUCUUCUCGGCAGUCCCUCCUCCCCCUGGCUCGCCGCAGGCCUUCCACGCUCCUCUCGCGUUCGUCUCCCCUUCCGCUCCUCGCCUUUCGAAUGCACCCUUCCCAGGCCGCUCAAGGCGUACGCUGGACCUUCCUUUCUCUUCACCAGUCUCUCUGUCUCCUGAGGUGUCUCUUUCUCCGCCGUCUUCGUCUUCAGUUUCGUCUUCCUUGCGUUCUUCUUCUGGAGCCGCGCCGGCGUGGCUACCGUAUGGCCUCCCGGAGCGUCUGCCCGAGCCGCUGGGGCGAAGCUCGAGUGUGGAGGCCCUCCAGAAGGCAAAGGAACAUUUCCUAGGAUUGCUGGAGGGAGGCGAACUAACGCCAGCCUCCGACGAACGGUCACGAGAGCCCGAGGGAAGCGGACAAACGUCGGAAGUCGCUUCUUCGCCGCGCUUGACUGAAAAGCAUACACGCAUCUUUUCGAACUUUGCGGAAAUCUACGCGCGAGAAGCAGCGAAAUCCGGACAACUGACGGCCCAGGAAUACGUCGACAUCCUCUCAAGCCUCUGGCAGUUAGCGUGGAAAUACGCAGGUUAUCCGUUUACCCCCUACCACCCAGCACUUGAGACGCCCUUCAAUUUUGCGGAGUGGUCCACACGGCUCUGGCGGCCUCUCGUGUUCUUGCCGACGAGCAAAAUCGUCGUUCCCCCGCCUUCGGCUUCCCCGGAGUUCGCUUCGCCUCUCGGGAGCAUCAACGAACGCCUCGCAGCAGGAGAAAACGUCGUUUUCCUCUCGAACCACCAGACCGAGCCUGAUCCGCAAGUGGUCAAACUGGUCUUCGAACACCUCGGGGAAAGCGCCCUCGCUGACAAAAUUGUCUUUGUCGCAGGCCACAAAGUGCGUGAAGAUCGUCUCUCCACACCCUUUUCCUUGGCAUGCAACUUGCUUUGCGUCCACUCGAAAAAGCACCUGACGCACCCCGAUUUGUCCGCUGAGGAGAAGCAUGAGAAGCAGCGCGAGAACCUCGCUGCCAUGGGCGCUCUCCAGCAACUGCUGGAAGAAGGAGGGAGCGUGAUUUGGGUCGCCCCUAGCGGCGGCCGAGACCGGCAAGACGCGAAAGGAGUGUUCAGCCAGCCGGACCCGUUUGACGUGAAGACCGUCCAGAUGUUUAGGUUGCUCGCGAAGAAAAUUCGGCAGGGGCCUCGAGGAGCAACUACCCACUUUAUCCCGAUGGCGCUCUUCACUGCGCCGAUUUGCCCUCCGCCCAAGCAGGUGGAGACGUCAUUGGGAGAAGCGCGUUCGUGCGCCUUCAGCCCCGUAGGUGUUGCCAUUGGUGAAUCGGUAACCGACGAGGAGGCGCUGAGCCACGAGGAUUUCGCGCGAAAAGCGGAGGCCGAGACCAAGCGUCUCUAUAAACUGAUCACUCCGCGUUUUGAAUAG
Molecule: messenger RNA, 2052 nt
Organism: Neospora caninum
Lineage: Eukaryota; Apicomplexa; Conoidasida; Eucoccidiorida; Sarcocystidae
Product: putative glycerol-3-phosphate acyltransferase
Exons: 4
Coding region: 1-2052 (683 amino acids)
Biological process (GO): glycerophospholipid metabolic process
Molecular function (GO): glycerol-3-phosphate O-acyltransferase activity
Source: RefSeq, a predicted model, not a curated record